AUGCGUGCUGUGAUAUUUUCCGAAUCCGUGUUAGUAGUCGCUGCCAUGCCCUACUUAUGGAUUUUUUCGUUUUUUACUGUGAUCAUACCGCCGUAUUUCACUCUACGCUCAACUCUGCGCCCAAGUUUGCGAUAUCUACUUCACCUAAUCUUCGUGCUUUACCUACUAGUGCAAUUGGUCGCUAGUUGUUGGAUUGCAUAUAUCAACAGUGUGGCGAUUAGUAACUCCGUGAUACGAGACUCAUUGGAUAGCAUAACUUUUGUUUUAAAUACUGGAAUCUGUACUGUUCAGUUGAUAGUGCAGAUAACGGUAUAUAUUCAAGCACUAACCGGUUCCCAUCUACUACGAAACAUAUUCAUUAAUGUCGUGCACCUGGAGGGCGAUAUACGGCAGCAUUGCACAGCUGGUUGGUCUCUGCAGUCUAUACGCUGGCGCCUAUGCCUGCGCACAGGACUUUGGUUGAUGGUCAUCUGCACCAUCGCACCAUACCUGAAUUAUGCACUCAGCAACUAUCAACUAACACCCGUUGAACGUGCGAUAACGGUGUUUUUCACAACGUUUGUUCAGAUCAAAAGUGUUGAGUAUUGCGUUAAUGUGCAAUUGGUGCAGGAGUUGUUGCGCUUGGUGCAACAACAGCUGGUGCAUUUGAGACGUGAACUGGUGCGCUGUGAAAGAUUGGAAUCGCGUUCAAUUUUGUAUGCUGAGUUGCAUACGAAUCAACAGCUUUUGGCACGUGUCUGGGAUUUGUUGAAUCGAGUGGAGGGAUAUUUUUGCAUCCCAAUGCUUGUGCUCUUCUUCUUGAAUGGAUUCUCUGUAACACAAACCAUACACUGGGCUUAUAUAAAUUUUGAACGUGACAAUUUGAAUUUACGUUUAUGUCGAAUCAUCUACACUGUGAUGCUUAUUGUAACCCUGUUUAUACCCUGCUACCUAAGCCAAUGCUGUAUUGAUGAGUAUAACCGGGUUGGCACGAUGCUGCACAAACUGAAAACCGUUGAUAUUGACGAAUUGCUGAGUAUGCGAUUGCAGGAGUAUUCACUUCAACUAAUGCACCAACAAAUGCUAUUCACUUGCGGGGGAUUCUUCGACAUAAACUUGAAGAAUUUUGGUGCGAUCAUUCUAACGAUUACCACGUACGUUGUUAUACUCAUUCAAUUCAAAUUGCAAGCGGAGACAGAAAAUAAAUUAAACGGCGGAGUACGUUUUGAAUAAUACCUACCUGC
Anastrepha obliqua is the source of this 1223-nucleotide messenger RNA. RefSeq names its product putative gustatory receptor 98b. The record is from RefSeq and is a predicted model, not a curated record. Gene Ontology annotation, molecular function: sweet taste receptor activity. Lineage: Eukaryota; Metazoa; Arthropoda; Insecta; Diptera; Tephritidae. Gene Ontology annotation, biological process: sensory perception of taste. The transcript is spliced from 4 exons. Bases 1 to 1212 code for a protein of 403 amino acids. Gene Ontology annotation, cellular component: neuronal cell body; membrane; axon.